Molecule: messenger RNA, 5226 nt
Organism: Poecilia reticulata (guppy)
Lineage: Eukaryota; Metazoa; Chordata; Actinopteri; Cyprinodontiformes; Poeciliidae
Product: acid-sensing ion channel 1-like
Biological process (GO): sodium ion transmembrane transport
Cellular component (GO): plasma membrane
Molecular function (GO): ligand-gated sodium channel activity
Source: RefSeq, a predicted model, not a curated record
GGGGGGGGAGCCACAGAAACCUAAAGUGACAGGUAAACAGCAGAGGAGCGUCAGUCCGCUCUCAGACUGACACACGCACAGCAGCGGAGGAACACAACCUGCCCGCACGACUCAGUCAGCACCGACCACCGACUCCUCUCUACGGCGUCCAGAGUGGACAAAUUCAGCCUUUAUUUAGCGGGUUGAAGCAACUCCUGCUGAAGUGUCCAAAGAUAUUCCUUUCCGCCUCCAAGCUCCAAGGUUUCCUUCUUGCUGACGUGCAGGAAUAAUCCGCGCUCCGCCGGACUUAUGAUCGACCAGCGAUUCACGACUUCUCCUCUCCCGCUGAGAAAGCCGCAGAUCGGGACUGUGGCGCUGUGCUGAUGGACCCGGGCUCCGGCAGCUCGGCGGUGCUCUUUGCAGAAGGCUCAAAUAUUUUUGCUCAAACGCAGAGCUGACUGAGUGAUGGCGACAAAACUGCACCAGGUCACAGACUGGUCCUCUGCACGCUCCGAGGGGUGAUAGCAGAGCUGCUCUCUGCUGAAAGGAGUACUUUCCCAGUUUUGACUCGAUGCAUUCAAACCCUCGCAUGUUAACGAUGGAUCUGAAAGUGGAGCCGGAAGAGCUGGACUCGAACCAGCCUCCACCCAUUGAAGUUUUUGCGCACAGCUCGACCCUGCACGGAAUCUCCCACAUCUUCACCUACGAGCGCUUCUGGAUCAAGCGGUUCCUGUGGCUCGUCUUCUUCCUGGCCUCGCUGACUUUCCUGCUCUACGUGUGCGUGGAUCGGAUCCACUUCUACCUCGAGUACCCGCACGUCACCAAGUUGGACGAGGUCUCUACCCCGGUGAUGACGUUCCCGGCGGUGACCUUCUGCAACCUGAACGCGUUCCGCUUCAGCCAGCUGACCCGCAACGACCUCUUCUAUGUUGGGGAGCUGCUGGCCCUGCUCAACAACAGGUAUGAGAUCAGGGACAUACACCUGGUGGAGGAGAGUGUUCUGGAGAGCCUGAAGCUCAAAACCGACUUCCAGAACUUCAAACCAAGACCUUUCAACAUGCGGGAAUUCUACGACCGCACCGGCCACAACCUCAACGACAUGCUGCUGUCCUGCCACUUCCACGGCACAGAGUGCAGACCGGAGCACUUCAAAGUGGUCUUCACUCGCUAUGGGAAAUGCUACACCUUCAACGCCGGUGGAGAUGGGAGUCCUCCGCUCAUCACCACCAAGGGCGGCAUGGGAAACGGACUGGAGCUCAUGCUGGACAUCCAACAGGAUGAAUACCUGCCAGUCUGGGGAGAAACAGAUGAGACUUCCUUUGAAGCUGGGAUCAAAGUUCAGAUCCAUAGUCAGGAGGAGCCGUCCUUCAUCGACCAGCUCGGAUUUGGUGUUUCACCCGGAUUCCAGACGUUUGUGUCCUGCCAGGAACAGCGGCUCAUAUAUCUUCCUCCGCCCUGGGGGGACUGUAAGGUGACGCCCAUGGAUUCAGACUUCUUCGACACUUACAGCAUCACCGCCUGCCGCAUAGACUGCGAGACGCGCUACCUGGUGGACAACUGCAACUGCCGCAUGGUGCACAUGCCUGGCGACGCUUCCUUCUGCACCCCCCAGAUGUACAAAGAGUGUGCUGACCCAGCUCUUGAUUUCUUGGUGGAACAAGACAACGAUUUCUGUGUGUGCGAGACGCCGUGCAACAUGACCAGGUACAGCAAGGAGCUGUCCUUCGUCAAGAUCCCCAGCAAGGCCUCGGCCAAGUAUCUGGCAAAGAAAUACAACAAAACAGAGCAGUACAUUAAGGACAACAUUUUGGUUUUAGACAUCUUCUUUGAGGCUCUGAAUUAUGAAACUAUCGAACAGAAGAAAGCAUAUGAAGUGGCCGGACUUUUAGGUGAUAUUGGUGGUCAGAUGGGACUCUUUAUUGGUGCGAGCAUACUGAGUAUUCUGGAGAUUUUUGACUACCUGUAUGAGGUGAUAAAAUACAAGCUGUGUGGCUGCUCCGAUAAGAAGCACAAGCACAACAGCACCGACCAAGGAACGGUCCUGAGCUUGGACGACGUCAAGUGUCACGUCAGUAACUUUCAUUAAGCCGCCGUCUGGAGGAGGGAGCCUCUGCCUGGACUUUGCUACUGCGACAGUGUGAGGAUGAAUUAACUGGGCCUGGUUGGGCUUAACUCUCUCUGUGAACACGGUCAGGCGGCCAACAGAAGCAGACGGUCACGCAGGCAGUCAGCUGGCCUGCAGAAACCAGAGACCAACCUGGUCAGAUCAACUGCAUGGUCAUCUGAAACAUCGUUUGAAGACAGGAGCAGCGAAGCGGACAUCUGCUCCUUGAAGGUUCAUAACGUGUGCUGUGCUGUGGUGUGUUUAUCUGUCAGCGUGAUUAGGCUUUAUGUAAAAUGAUUGUUCAUUUGCAAGAAUUUUCUCAGUUCUGCACUAGUCCUGUUGCCUUUCUUCUCCUGUUUUUCCACCUGAAAAAAAAAAAAUCAUUUUUAUAUUUCUGUCCUCCAUCCUCAUCUUAAGAGCCCUUGAUAAACUCAGUGCAUUCUGCCAAAACACUGUACUACCUCAGCUUCCAGUGCAAAAGCACCAGCAUGAAUUUACAGACCAAGCUAAACUGACGAUCAGUAAAGUGAUUCUUAAUUAUCUGGGAAACGGUGAAAUAUAUAUGGCUAUAAAUCUGUUAGGAGGUGCAAGAUUUUAGUUGAGGCUCUUCUCUUUCAAAACACGUUUCAACUUUUGUAGUUAUAACAAAAUCAACACUAUUAACACGAUGAUUUAUUGUAUUUUCACAAACAGAACAAAAAAGCUGAGUCACAAACUUGCUCUAGAUCUUUUUGUGAUUCUAAAUGUAACGUCUUUCUUUUUACUUAAACCUUCUCAAGAAAUGUAACGGUUAAACAAAUGUCCUCUAUUUCACUUGGUGGACAUAUUCCUUUAUGUUUAAUUUUUUUGGAGAGUGGCUAAGAAAAUUGGGGACCAAGUAAAGAAAGAAGUAGCACUUAUGAAAAUGCUUCAAUUUCAGUUAUUUUAUAGCAGUUGCUAGGGAUGCCGGUAAUUGUUGCAGCAGUUAUAACUUGUGUGCAUUUCCUCAAACGUUCAGCGUGGAAAUUAUGCUUCUGCAAUUGAAGAUGAAUCUAUUUUAAGGAUUUUUUCACAACUUUACCAGGGGAAGGUGUAGAGAAAAAGAUUAACUUAUUAUAAGAGUACCAUCCCUGUUCCUGUAGUAGUUAAAUAAUAAAAACCAACUGCAAUUCUUGUUAAUUAGCAUUGUAUGUUUGGUUGGAAGAACCAGAAUAAUGGUACAAUACUUUCAAUAUUCACUCAAAGCCAAACAUUUCCAUUCCUGACUAGAGAAAUAGUCAGGAGGUCAAAUGAAGCGAAUAUUCAGGAAAGUUUCUCCCUAAUUCCCAUUUCAAAAUCCAACACAGGGACUCUGUCUUCAAAACGCAGAAACAGCUAUAGCAUAAAACUAUUUAUUUCCACAUCCAGCAGUUUGUAUCUCAUGAAGCCGUUCAUACAUUUAAUACUACACAACCUCUGUUAGUCAGUGUGUUUCUUAAGUGUUUUAAUACAUACAAAGUGAAGAAAAAUUAAAUAGCUUGUGUUGCUGAUAGUGAUGAGCUUGUCGGUGAUAAUCGCAGUUACCAAAUUUGCAGCCAGAACAUGUUAAAGUCGGGUUAGAGUAAGUAAGUAGUUCAGUCUGUUUCAGGUUUCGACUGAUAUUUUUGUCUGUUUCUGCUUAUUAACUCUGCUAAAAGUUUCCACAUUAGCAGCUUAUAUUUUGAGUCAUGCAAAGCCCCAAAGCGGUCGACCGCUGAUGGAGAUCAAAUAUUUCCUCAGUUAAGGCAACUUCCACUUAUACUGCAGGUUUUCCUGUGGCUUCAGUGUUUUAUUAAGUUGUCUCGGAUUAUGUUUUUUGUAACCUGGGGCAUGUUAAAAACACAGUGAUUUAUUUGGUGUUGUCACAUCAAAUAAACUUGCAAAUGGUACAAUUUUAACAAUCCUUAAAUCAGUUAAUCAAUAAAAACUAGAUCAAGCUACAAAACGCAAAUGUAGGUCACAAUAAAUACAGAGAAGGAUGUUGUUAAGAAGUGCUGUCCAAAUUUUGGGUCCUUUUAGUAAGGCUUCUAUUUACUGUAUAAGUAUAUAAUGUAUUAAUUUCAGCUCCAAAAUUUUACAUAUCAAAACAAGCAAUCAGACAUGAGUGAAAAUCAGUAUUUGUUACAUAAAACUGAGAUUUACCAGAUUAUAUUAGAAGAUGUCACGUAAUGCAAACCUUCCUCUAUAAACUCAAGUUUAUCUCUUUAAAUCUCAGAACAACAACAACAAAAACCAAUUUAUAUGGGAAAGUUCUAAAUGUUUAUAUUUCUCAUAUUCAUUUCCCUCCAGCCAAUCUAACACUAAGCGAUCACAUCAACGAAGAGGAGUUUACUGAAUGUGCUUUUCCUUCUUCUAGGGCUCUGACUUGCAUGUAUCAGUGCACAGCGGGUGUCUUAAAAAAUGUCGUCCACGUCAAUCAUUUGUGUCCUCCGUCUGCUUGCAGUAUGCUUGACGAUAUUUGCACAGUUGUUCCUGCCUGUUCAGGCCGUGGAAAGUGAAAGGAGGGGGGGGGGGAGGAGACGGUAGACGCUGCCCUUUGUGAACGUGUGAGCUCUGCAGGUGCAUGCUCAUGACUUGCUGUUCUGUUUACAUCUUAAAUGUUGUAUCCUCCCUGAGCUCUGUGUGCAAGCUUCAGCGGGAAACGGGAAUGUGUAGCUGUGUUGUGGUAGCAUCCAGCACAAACGUACCAUCGGCUGUAACUUGAUGUAAAUACUGCAGUGACCAUGGAUAAUAGCCCUGUUGUACUAGUGCUGUUUGCGUUGGGUUUAUUUAGCUCAGACUAACUCUCCGUCUCAGUUUUCUGUACAUAUGAGUCUUGAUGAUUUAUUUAUCCAAAGUAUAUGGAAUAGAAAAGCUGUGCCCUUUUUUUUAUUUGCUUUGUAACGAUCAAAACAGCUCUUUUCAUAAGUGUGUGUAAAUAUAAUGCCAAGUUGUUAUUUUCCAUCUGCAUGAACUCUUGAAUCUCUGUGAAAGCUCACAGGUUGGCAAGCUUUCUGCUUUUCUUCCAGCCUCUGUUGUAAACUUUAGGUUUUUGUUUGAAAUGAAGAAAUUUGAUUGGAGUAAAGGAAUGUUGUUUCUGUUUGUAGAUUUAUGGAUCAAAACAGACUUGCAGCAGUAGAUUUAUUAAAGAUGACAUGCUAACUUUA